GCUGUCCAAAAAGAAGUUAAACAACACCAGUCUUCUCUUCACAAUUAAUCCUCACGGCCGCCGGAAUCCUCCCAUCCUCCGUCACCGUUAACUCCUCCGGUAAAAAAUAACCCUUCACAUUUACUCCGGUAAUUUCACUACCGGUUUUACUAUUUAUCCAAACAAAUCCAAUCUUCUCUUCACAUUAAAGCCUCACGGCCGCCGGAAUCCUCCCAUCCUCCGUCACCGUUAACUCCUCCGGUAAAAAAAAAAACCUCCACACAUUUACUCCGGUAAUUUCACUACCGGCUUUACUGUUUAUCUCCCCCACUGUUAUUCUUUUCCGUUUAAAGUUCAAUUUCAUCAUUGCAUUCAGUUAGCCUCACUAAAAAUGCAGUGAAUUUGUAUGGUAUUUUAAACAAUUACUGUCUAAUUUCAACAUUUUGAGAUGAGAAAAGUGGUUGGUAUUUGUUUAAUUUUGCUAUAUCUUCAUAUCAUUGUGGUGAAAUCACUGAACCCAACUCUAGACGACGAUGUUUUGGGCUUGAUUGUAUUCAAGGCAGACCUUCAAGAUCCCGAAAACAAAUUAUCUUCAUGGAAUGAAGAUGAUGACAGUCCUUGUAAAUGGGAAGGUGUUAAGUGUAACCCUAGAUCUAACAGAGUGUCUGCACUUGUUCUUGAUGGGUUUGGGUUAUCUGGAAAAAUGGGUAGAGGGUUGAUGCAGUUGAAGUUUCUUAGUAAGUUGUCAUUGGCUAGAAACAAUCUUACCGGAACCAUUGGGGUUAAUAUUGGUCAGCUUACUAACCUUAGAGUGAUUGAUUUGAGUGAAAAUAGCUUUUCUGGACCUGUUCCUGAUGAUUUUUUCGAGCAAUGUGGUUCGUUGCGGUCGAUUUCUUUAGCGAAUAAUAAGUUCUCGGGUCGGGUUCCGGAUAGUUUGGUUUCUUGUUCUUCUCUUGGUGUUCUUAACUUUUCAUCCAAUCAGUUUUCGGGUAUUUUGCCUUCUGGUAUCUGGUCUUUGAAUGGGCUAAGAUCACUUGAUGUGUCGGAUAAUCUUUUGGAGGGUGAGAUCCCGAAAGAAAUCGGAGGGUUAUAUAACCUGAGGGAAAUUAAGUUGAGAAAGAACCAGUUUACUGGUCCGGUUCCUGACGAAAUUGGUGCGUGUGCGCUUUUGAGAUCGGUCGACUUGAGUGAGAAUUCGUUUUCCGGGAGUUUACCAACCACAUUGCAGAAGCUUUCGUUGUGCGAUAAUUUAAAUUUUCGUAGCAAUUUGUUCACUGGGGAGAUUACGGAAUGGAUAGGCGAACUGGGACGGCUUCAAACCGUUGAUCUCUCGAAGAAUAUGUUCUCGGGUGCAGUACCGGACGCGAUUGGUAAUAUUCAGUCGUUGAGAAUACUGAAUAUUUCCGACAAUGGCUUUACCGGGAGCUUGCCUGCUUCCAUGAUCAAUUGCGAAAACAUUCAGAUCUUGGAUGCGAGUCGGAAUUCGUUAACGGGGUUCAUUCCUACUUGGGUAUUUCAGUUAGGGCUGCAAGCUGUUCUGUUUUCGGAAAAUAAGCUGACCGGAAGCAUUAACGGUGCUGUUGAUUUAUCCAUUGACGUCUCGCACCAGAAUCUUCAAGUUCUUGACGUGUCACACAACGAAUUAUCGGGUGAAAUCCCAUCCGAUAUUGGGAGAUUUACCAGCUUGAGAGUCUUAAACAUGUCUAAGAAUUCACUAACGGGUGGAAUCCCGGAAACUGUUGGAAAGCUAAAGGCUUUAAACAGUCUUGAUUUGAGCGAAAACCAGUUGAAUGGAAGCAUUCCAAGUUCAAUCGGAACCUGUUCGUCCCUCACGUCUCUGAUAUUAUCGCGAAACAAUCUAUCGGGUCAACUUCCAGUAUCAAUGUCGAAACUUGUUGCUCUUGAACAUGUAGAUUUGUCUUUUAACAAACUCACCGGCACCCUACCGAAGUCAUUAGAAAACCUCGUCCAUCUCGUUACAUUCAACGUUUCACACAAUCAACUUCAAGGUGAACUACCCGCCGGUGCAUUCUUCAACACCAUUUCUCCAUCCUCUGUAUCCAACAACCCAACUCUUUGCGGCGCUGCAGCGAACAAAAGCUGCCCAACCGUCCUUCCUAAACCAAUCGUACUCAACCCAAACUCAACCGGCACAGACCCUGACUCGGUCCCUCAAACCCUCGGUCACAAAAAGAUACUCCUCAGCAUUUCAGCUCUUAUCGCCAUCGGUGCAGCCGCUGUGAUCAUCAUUGGAAUCAUUUUCAUCACGGUUCUCAACCUUCGAGUCCGUUCCACCAUGUCCAGAUCAGCAGCCGCCGUACCAUUAUCAGGCGGCGACUUCAGCAGCUCACACACCACCGACACACACUCCGGCAAGCUAGUUAUGUUCUCCGGCGAACCUGAUUUCAGCACAGGCGCACACGCGUUAUUAAACAAGGAUUGCGAGCUUGGUCGUGGCGGGUUCGGUGCAGUAUACCGAACUGUUCUCGGAGAUGGCCGGUCUGUAGCUAUAAAAAAACUAACAGUUUCAAGUCUAGUAAAAUCUCAAGAAGAUUUCGAACGAGAGGUCAAAAAACUGGGUAAAAUUAACCAUCCAAAUCUCGUAUCACUCGAAGGGUAUUACUGGACUCCAUCGCUACAACUCCUAAUAUACGAAUACGUAUCCGGCGGGAAUCUCUACAGGCAUCUUCACGAAUCAACAACACAAGAUGAAAACAUUGUAAACAACAGAAGCUCACUCACAUGGAACGAAAGGUUCAACAUAAUCCUCGGCAUUGCGAAAAGUCUAGCUCACUUACACCAUCUCAACAUCAUACAUUACAAUCUAAAAUCCAGCAACGUCUUAAUCGACGGUCUGGGCGAGCCCAAAGUAGCUGAUUUCGGGCUAGCAAGACUUCUACCAAUGCUCGACCGUUACGUUCUCAGUAGUAAGAUUCAAAGCGCACUCGGGUACAUGGCACCCGAAUUCGCUUGCAAAACGGUGAAAAUAACGGAUAAAUGUGAUGUUUACGGGUUUGGGGUUUUGGUUUUGGAGAUUAUAACCGGAAAAAGACCGGUUGAGUAUAUGGAAGAUGAUGUUGUGAUAUUAUGUGAUAUGGUUCGUGGGGCGGUUGAAGAGGGUAGAGUGGAUGAGUGUAUUGAUGAACGGCUUCAGGGGAAGUUUCCGGCUGAAGAAGUGAUUCCGGUGGUGAAAUUGGGGUUGAUUUGCACGUCACAGGUGCCGUCGAACCGGCCGGAUAUGGCGGAGGUGAUUAAUAUUUUGGGGCUGAUUAAAUGCCCGGAAAGUCAGGAGGAAUAUGAUAAUAAUUAGGUUGGUGUAUGUUUUAUGAUUAUUAUUAUGAUGGGAUUAGUGUGGGGUUAAUGAUGGAUUAGUGGUUUUCCGGCGAAGAUGAAUCCGGUUAGGGUUUGAUUUUGGGUGUAGGUUGUGUUACCGGAUUUGUUUUCACCGGGUCCGGUUCGGAUCGGGGUGACUAAUUAAUGAAAAAGCCUAUCUUUCUGGUUUUGGUUA
This is a messenger RNA of Helianthus annuus (common sunflower), 3487 nucleotides long. RefSeq names its product probable LRR receptor-like serine/threonine-protein kinase IRK. The record is from RefSeq and is a predicted model, not a curated record. Gene Ontology annotation, molecular function: protein kinase activity; protein binding; ATP binding. Gene Ontology annotation, cellular component: plasma membrane. The transcript is spliced from 2 exons. Lineage: Eukaryota; Viridiplantae; Streptophyta; Magnoliopsida; Asterales; Asteraceae. The coding region runs from base 428 to 3289 and encodes 953 amino acids. Gene Ontology annotation, biological process: protein phosphorylation.